AUGGAGGUUAACACUGCAGAGUACGCCCCUUUAUCUGGUAGCAGUUAUCUUCCCAUGCCACCCAAAAUUGCAAAGAAAAAGGCUGUACUGAACAUAGAAAAUGUAGAUCAAAAAUGUUUUCUUUGGUCGAUUUUAGCCUCUCUUCAUCCUAUUGGUAGAUUAGAUCACCCAGCACGCGUGUCAAAUUACACGAAGUAUGAGUAUGAACUGAAUACUGAAGGAUUAGACUUCCCUUUACCUUUGUCUCAAAUUAAUCGAUUUGAAAAGAAAAACAACAUAUCAGUCAAUGUGUUUGGAUUUGAGAAAAAUGAAAUUUCCCCCCUUCACAUAACAGAAGCAAGAAAUACGUUCCACCAUGUCAAUUUGCUUCUUUUCUCAAAGGGUGAAACAAGACAUUAUUGUCUUAUCAGAAACAUGAGCAGGCUAAUGGGGGACAGAACAAGCCAUGAUGGAGAAACGUUCUAUUGUAAUUUCUGUCUACAUGGGUUUACAAGACAGGAUUUAUUAAAUGAGCAUGUUCCAUAUUGCUCUCCUCACGGUCCUCAAAGAUUAACGUUCCCAAAAUCAGAACAUGAUCAAUGGGUGCAAUUCAAGCAUGUUAAUAAACAAUUGAAGGUACCCUUUGUCAUUUAUCUCGACUUGGAAAGUUUAACUAUUCCUAUUCAAUCUUGUAGUCCUAGUCAAACUCAUUCCUCAACAACUCCCUAUCAAAAGCACGAACCCUGUGGAUUUUGCUAUUACGUGAAAUGUUCUGAUGAUAGUAAAUCAAAACCUGCUUAUCUAUAUAGGGGUGCCAAUGCUAUGGAUCACCUCUUUGAAUGUUUGAUCAAAGAGGAAGAGGAAAUCUGUAAGAUACUCUCACAAAGUAUACCCAUGUCCAUCUCAGCAGAAGAAGAAAAUUCUUUCAAAAACGCCACUGAUUGUCACAUUUGUGAACAACCUCUAGGGGUGGAUAGGGUAAGGGAUCAUGAUCAUUUAACGGGCAAGUACAGAGGUGCUGCACUUAACCAGUGUAGCUUGCAGCUCCAAUUUAGGAAAGAAAACAGGGAUUUCUACAUUCCUGUUAUCGCACACAACAGCCGCAAUUACGACCUUCACCACAUGAUGAGUGCCAUUGGAAAAUUAAAGGAUAAGAAAAUAUCUUGUAUUCCAAACAAUAUGAAGAAAUACAUAAGUUUUUCACUCGAUAAUUUACGUUUCAUUGAUUCACUACAAUUUCUGAAUGCUUCACUAGACACUUUAGUAACAAAUUUAGCCAAAGAAGGGGGAUCGAGAUUUCAAAAUCUAUCACGACAUUUUCCAUCUGAAGUUGAGAGAGACCUCUUACUACGGAAAGGGGUUUAUCCCUAUGACUUCAUGUCCUCUUGGGAUCGAUUUUACGACCAAGAGUUACCUCCCUUCACAGCAUUUUACAACAAACUGUCCGAAUCCGAUAUUUCUGUGAGUGACUAUGUUCACGCUGAAAAGACAUGGAAAACCUUUAACAUGACAAACAUGGGGGAUUACCAUGAUUUAUACUUAAAAACGGAUGUCUUACUACUCUCUGAUGUAUUUGAGAAUUUUAGAGACCUAUGUCUGGAUGCAUAUCAUCUAGAUCCUGCUCAUUUCUUUACUUCACCUGGUCUUGCAUGGGAGGCCAUGUUGAAAAUGAUAAAAGUUAAGUUGCAGCUCUUUGACGAAAUCGAUAUGAUCUUGAUGAUAGAGCAGGGAAUUAGGGGAGGGGUGUCUAUGAUCUCGAAGAAAUAUGCCAAAGCCAACAACCCAAUGGUCUCUGAUUUUGAUCCCUCAAAACCGAAAACUUGGCUUACUUAUCUAGACAUGCAUAACCUUUACGGUACAAGUAUGUCAAUGCCCCUGCCCGAGAGGGACUUUGCCUGGUGCACUCCAGAACAAAUAGAUAGUUUAAAUGUCAUGAAUAUCUCAGAUGACUCGGACAACGGGUAUAUAUUAGAAGUGGAUCUAAAAUAUCCAGAUUCCCUACAUGAUGAACAUAGUGAUUAUCCUCUUGCUCCUGAAAACAAUACAAUUACAGAUGAUAUGUUGUCUCCUCAUAGUUUGAUGCUCAAAGAAAAGUUAGACAUCAAAGGAAGUGCCCCAAAACUUGUGCCUAACCUCAGUGAUAAAGGAAAGUACGUUCUUCAUUAUCGAAAUCUAAAAUACUAUUUGUCAAAAGGCCUUGUAUUAUCCAAAAUCCACAGGGUUCUAGAAUUUACUCAGUCUCCUUGGUUGAAAUCAUACAUUGAUUUUAAUACACAUAGGAGGUCUCAGGCUACAACAGAUUUCAAAAAAGAUUUUUAUAAGCUCAUGAAUAAUUAUGUCUUUGGGAAAACCAUGGAGAACAUGAGAAAGAGAGUGAAUGUGGAACUGGUGCACACCAAAAAGAGAUUACGUAAAGUAUGUGCGAAGCCCAACUUUCAGUCUUUUAAGAUCUUCAAUGAAGACCUAGUAGCUGUCAAUCUUAGGAAAAACAACAUUGUUCUCAAUCGCCCCAUAUAUGCUGGGUUUUGUAUUCUUGACCUCGCUAAGCUGCUCAUGUUCGAGUUUCACUAUGACUUUGUAAAAUCUACCUACGGGGAAAAGGCUAGUCUUCUGUUUACAGAUACGGAUAGCCUUUGCUAUGAAAUCCAAACAGAAGACUUUUAUCAAGAUAUAUUUACUAAUAAAACUUUUUUGACACCAGUAACUUUGAGAAAACCCACUUUCUUUUCUCCAAAACAAACUGUAAGGUUCUCGGUAAAAUGA
Molecule: messenger RNA, 2742 nt
Organism: Saccostrea echinata
Lineage: Eukaryota; Metazoa; Mollusca; Bivalvia; Ostreida; Ostreidae
Exons: 1
Coding region: 1-2742 (913 amino acids)
Source: RefSeq, a predicted model, not a curated record